GCUCUCUCUCUUUUGACACUGGUGGCAGGGCAACAGAGUGAGAGGUAGACUUUCAGUUCUAGCCCACGGACACUGUGAAACAGUAGACCUCUCCUUAUGCAUUUUUAACAGCUCAGCAAAUGAUGGGAACAGUUUGAUAGGGACAGUUUGUCCACAGAGAGAGGAGAUGUGUCAUUCCAUGGUUCUCCUGCACCAGAAGAGAAGUACCUAAAAAGUUGGACUGAUUCUUUUGCCGAUAACUUCCACUUGUCAAUUCGGCUAACCUUUUGGAGUAUAUGACAAGCAAAGUAGAAGAUUUGCCCCAUUUGGUCACAGGUGCAAACCUCAAGGGCUCCCAUUUCCUCAGAAAGCCCUUCUGAUCGCUCCUUCAGAGGUUUUUAGGUUCAAUAGGAUGCCAGGUUCCAGUGGUGUCAAUGUGGAAGGCUCUUGCGAGGCUCUUUGUCGAACCCUCGUGUCUCAAAAAGGCCUUCAGAGAGAGACAGCCGACAUCUCCCAGUCUGUUCUCUACACAUCGCUGAUGGGUCUGCUGCUGGUUACUGACAAUGAGAAAGACCCACUCGCCUUAGGAAGUGGAAGGGUCGGUCUUAGGAACAUAGGCAACACAUGUUUCCUGAAUGCUGUGGUCCAGUGUCUGUCUCACACACGUGCUCUGAGGAACUACAGCCUCCUAAAGUCUUACAAGCAUGAGAAGUUCUCCAAAGAGGAUGCAAAGCUCAUGGAAGCUUUCUCUAAGGUACUGUCAGGUCUGUGGGAUGUAAAUGAUGGAGACACUGUUGUACAUCCUCGCAAGUUCUACAGUAUUUUCAAAGAUGCAGUGCCUUACUUCAGUGGAUACAGUCAACAGGAUGCUCAGGAGUUUCUCAGAUUCCUACUAGACAAGCUGCACACUGAAAUAAACCGCAGACCCAAUGUAAGAAAAACAGGGAAGGAGCCUGAGCAGAAAUAUGCCAGAUUCAGGUCGGCAAGCAGAAAUCUAAAAAAUGCAUCCUUGAAACCUUUCCUUUCUAAUUUGACCUCGAUGUUUCUUCAUUUUCUGACCACCAAUAGGAUUGCUGAGGAGGCAGCUGCCAUGUGGAAAAAGCACUUGGAGAGAGAUGACAGCAUAAUAGUAGAGCUUUUCUCGGGCCAGCUGCGGAGCUCGCUGCAUUGCUCGGUCUGCUCUCACUACUCCAACACAUUUGACGUGUUCUGUGAUCUGUCAUUGCCCAUCCCAAAGAGGAGCUCUGGAAGGGAGGUCACACUGUGGGAGUGUUUGGAUCUCUUCUCCCAGGAGGAGAAACUGGACAAGGAGAAUUCCCCAAUGUGUGAGAGAUGUAACCGGCAUACGGAGUGCACCAAGCGGCUGAGCAUCCAGAGGUUCCCUCAGGUUCUAGUGAUUCACCUGAAUCGCUUCACAACAUCCCGAUGGUCCAUCAGUAAGAGCACAGUGCAUGUCUCUUUCCCAAUCACUAACCUGGACCUUGGACCUUAUGGACCAGCUGACUGUGGUCCGGUUCUGUAUGAUUUGUAUGCUAUAUGUAAUCAUGCUGGGACGGUGAACAUGGGCCAUUACACCGCCUGCUGUUUAGAUGAAAAUGGCUGGUGUUUCUACAAUGAUUGCAGUGUGACUGCACUUUCAGAGAACCAGCUUCAGACCAAUCAAGCCUAUGUACUGUUUUACCAGCGCAGCAAGAAAACCUCUACCACCACAAAAUGAAACAAGACCUGCUGCUGGCUCAGGCAGGCAGCCAAUCAGAGCAACCUUGGAUUUAGUGUCCACAGAAACAAAUUCGAAGCUGCAAAACAGAAAAAAAACAAGAAACUUCUUAAUCUUAACGAAACACCAUCUCACCACAGGGAACAUUAUAUAAGAGAAGCUAUGCUCGCUUAAAGUGGGACUGAAUUUUGACAAUGCUUUUGAACCCGCUCAGUGAGACGGUUAAAACUGUAGCCAAAGGAGUUACCCUAUAGAUCUCAGGCUGGAGAGAGUAAUGUUAUGCUCAGGCAAUAGAGCCUGUGUUUUACUUUCUAAUUCAUGUUAAAAAAAAAAGGGGCUGGAAAAAAAAAGUUUUGACUGGAUGCAUUUGAUGGAUGACUGGAUGCAAAGGAUUCAAAUGAAACUUCUUUGUGAUGUUUUUUUUAAUGUAUGACAAUCUUUCAGCAGUCAAAUAAUAAAAUGCUAUUUUCUUUUUUAUGUA
Messenger RNA from Oryzias latipes (Japanese medaka), 2177 nucleotides. RefSeq names its product ubiquitin specific peptidase 21 (gene usp21). Gene Ontology annotation, biological process: protein deubiquitination. NCBI's taxonomy places the organism in Eukaryota, Metazoa, Chordata, Actinopteri, Beloniformes, Adrianichthyidae. Gene Ontology annotation, molecular function: cysteine-type deubiquitinase activity. The record is from RefSeq and is a predicted model, not a curated record.